Aegilops tauschii subsp. strangulata is the source of this 2613-nucleotide messenger RNA. RefSeq names its product probable RNA-dependent RNA polymerase 3. The record is from RefSeq and is a predicted model, not a curated record. Gene Ontology annotation, biological process: siRNA processing. Gene Ontology annotation, molecular function: RNA-directed RNA polymerase activity. Gene Ontology annotation, cellular component: nuclear RNA-directed RNA polymerase complex. Lineage: Eukaryota; Viridiplantae; Streptophyta; Magnoliopsida; Poales; Poaceae.
AUGCAUGUCCCGCAACUUGCUGUAGAUUCAACUAGUAGUAUAUAUAAGUCAAGUAUAUUUGCUGCCUACCCCAACUUGUUUGGGACUAAAGGCUUUGUUGUUGUUAACCUUGACUGGGGGGAUUCAAGUAAGGCAAGAGUGUAUCAUUGCUGUUUGGAGAUAGCAGAUGGCUCCGUAGUUACCAUCUUUAAGGGGCCAUAUCUUGAAACCUCGAGGAACAAGCUGCAGAAAGUUGUUGGCGAUGAAAACAUUCUUGUUGUGAAGUUCUCGGAUAUACCUGGGCAAAGAAACUUUGGCAAUAACGUCGGUGCCUACUAUAGUGUUUACCAUAAGGUUGCUGAAGAUGGCAUCAGCUUGGGUUUGCGUCGUUACCGUUAUCUCAUUCACAAAGACGGGGGCAAGGAGGAGAAACGAAAAGAGGGAACCAAGAAAUUUUCUUCCGGUGUUAAAUGCUACUUUCUACGCACUGAAUCUGGGUGGAACAGAGAUGAUGGUUAUAUCCUCUCCAAUAAAACAAUUGAUGAGGCCCGCAAACUUUUUAUGCACGUUCACACUGUUCCCACCUUGGCAAAAUAUUUGGCCAGGUUUGCUUUGGUAUUGUCCAAAGAUAGAAAUGGAAACAUUGUUUUCAGUCAUGGGGAGCCUUUGAUCCACACUGAUGGGACUGGCCUAAUCUCAGAAGAUAUAGCCAAUAAAUGCCCGACGAGUGUCGUCAAGGGAAACUUUUCGAGGACACCUGACCUGCAACUUCUUCCUGGAACUAUUAAGAUACGGCGGUCAAUGAUCAAAACAGCAUCUGAUCCAAAUCUACAGGACGAGCAGUCCUUUAACUCACUGGAAAUAGUUGGUACAAGCAAAUAUCCAAAAAGAGCCUUUACAUCAAGGUUUUUAAUCGCACUGCUUCACUAUGGAGGGGUUCCAGCAGAUUAUUUUUUGGAGCUUGUAAGGAAGGCACUAAAAGAUGUUGAGAAAGCUUGUUAUAAAGCUAGUGAUUCUCUCGAAGUUGCAUAUAACCAUGCCAACUUGGAUGAUUCCAUGUCGGCACGAAUGAUUCUUUCUGGAAUUCAACCUGAAGAUGAUGCAUAUUUGCAAUACCAGCUGGCUUUUAUGAGUCGAGAAGAAAGAGAAGGAAUCAAAUUAGGAAGGAUUCCUAUUGAGGAGAGUUACUAUCUGAUGGGCACAUCAGACCCUACAGGGACACUAAAGCCCAAUGAAGUUUGUGUGAUACACGAGAAUGGACAAAUUUCUGGAGAUGUUCUUGUCUAUACAAAUCCUGGGUUACAUUUUGGCGAUAUACAUGUGUUAACUGCAACUCCAAUUCCUAAUUUGGAGAAGGAGAUUGUAGGAUUUUCCAAAUAUGUUAUAAUAUUUCCUAUUUCUGGUCCACGGUCUUUGGCUGACAAGAUGGCUAACAGCGACUUCGACGGUGAUAUGUACUUUGUAUCAAGAAAUCCCCAGUUACUUGAGCACUUCAGACCAUCUGAAGCAUGGGUUCCGAGAAACCCACCAAAAAAAGUCGAACAAAAGAAUCCUCGGGAUUAUGGUGGACCCCAGCUGGAAAGCCUGUUGUUCAAAGAAUUUUUGAAAAGUAGAUUUGUACCCAGUUAUACGAUAGGUACAGCUGCAGAUUGUUGGCUGGUAUACAUGGAUCAACUUUUGGUAGGCCAAGUUCAAGAAAGCAAACGCGAAAUGGAAAUAAAGGAUAAGACGCUUGACUUAGUUGACAUAUACUAUGAGUCUCUGGAUGCUCCCAAGACAGGGAUCAAGGUCGAUGUCCCCGAUGCACUGAGGGUCAAAAAAUAUCCCCACUAUAUGGAAAAAGGAGAUGAUCGGUCCUACCAUUCAACAUCAGUGCUCGGACAGAUCUAUGACGAAGCAAAAGCAUUGUCAGAGCAGUCUAAAGAUAUUCCUCCAAUCAAUAUAUCGCCCGUGGCGUGCUUUACAGAGGUGGCCGUGGGGGUAACCAAAGAGCGCAAGGAGCAGUGGAAAAGGCUUUACGACGAGUAUCGAGGAGAGAGCACAGCCCUCUACGAUAAGAAGUACAGCAAAGAAGAGAGAGACGUGGGGUUUACGAAGCUUUACCAGGGAAAAAUAUCAGAUAUAUCGCCCGUGGCGCGCUUUACAGAGGUGGCCGUGGGGGUAACCAAAGAGCGCAAGGAGCAGUGGAAAAGGCUUUACGACGAAUAUCGAGGAGAGAGCACAUCCCUCUACGAUAAGAAGUGCAGCAAAGAAGAGAGAGACGUGGGGUUUACGAAGCUUUACCAGGGGAAAAUAUCAGAUCUAAAGGUUGAAAAGCUCCUGGAGCAUCUAAGAUUAGGUGCUCCCGUAGCAUCAGAUAUCCUCCCGCUUUACCAGAAGUACAGGCGGAUGAUGUACGACGCCGAGGAGUUCGACGAUAGCCUGAGGAACUACAACGAGCUGUUCGGCGAGGCCUGUGCCAUCUACCAGAUCGUCUAUGAGUACGCGCAGAGUCAGAACAAGGCUACAUUGUGCGGCUUUGCGUGGAAGGUCGCCGGCCGCGCACUGUGCCAUCUCCACGCAAUAAAGCGUGGCGGGGAGACGGUGCUCUGCUCGCAAUCCGUCCUCCGGGACGCUUUCAAGAAGAACCGUUGA